Perkinsus marinus ATCC 50983 is the source of this 969-nucleotide messenger RNA. RefSeq lists its product as hypothetical. The transcript has a single exon. Lineage: Eukaryota; Perkinsozoa; Perkinsida; Perkinsidae. Bases 1 to 969 code for a protein of 322 amino acids. The record is from RefSeq and is a predicted model, not a curated record.
AUGUCAGCUCCCGCCGCAUCUGCGACAACUACUCCCGCUCCGGUAUCCGCUCAGGCUGCCGCUUUGGAGCAGCAGCGUAAGCAGCUCUCUGCUUCUGACGUCCUCGGCAAGGCCACCGCAGCCGCCUUCCGUGGUGGUAUUGCUGGUGCCUCUGCCCAGGUCGUUAACGUGUUCGCCCUUAUGUGGAUGCGUACCACUAUGAACUAUCAGUAUCGUUAUGGUGGUCACCUCGGUGAGGUCCUCAAGAAGCUCUAUUCUGAGGGCGGUGUUCCUCGAUUCUACCGUGGUCUCGUCCCUGCAUUGAUCCAAGCCCCCAUGUCCCGUUUCGGUGAUACUGCUGCCAACGUUGGUGUGUUGGCCCUUUUGGAUAACACUCAGGCCACCCAAAACAUGCCCAUCGGUGUGAAGACUGCUUUCGCGUCUUGUGGUGCCGCAUGCUUCCGUGCUUUCCUCAUGCCUAUUGAUGCUUGGAAGACCACCAAGCAGGUCGAGGGUGAGGCUGGUAUGAAGGUUCUCAUCAAUAAGGUGAAGACUCACGGUAUCACGAAUUUGUGGCAUGGUACUCUCGGUGCCAUGGCCGCCACCUGGGUUGGCCAUUACCCGUGGUUUGUCACCCAUAACACUUUGAACGCUCACUUGCCUGAAUUCAACUUCAAGCAUGGCAAGUACGUUCGUAAUGCCCUACUAGGUUUCUGCUCAUCCUUCGUGUCCGAUUGCAUUUCGAACUCCCUUAGGGUGCUCAAGACCACUAAGCAGACUUCCCAGGUACCUCUGAGCUACCCUCAGGCUGUUAGGGACAUCGUCGCUAAGGACGGUUAUGCUGGUCUUUUCGGUCGUGGUCUUGCUACCCGUAUUAUCACCAACGGUAUGCAGGGUAUGUUCUUCUCUGUCAUGUGGAAGGCCUUCCAGGAGACUCUUGAUAACAGGGCUAAGGAGAAGCAGCGUCAGGCCCUUCUCAAGUCUGCGUAA